AUAACAUUGAAGUCACAUCUCCUAGGUACUUGCCUACGUAUAUUCAAUAAUAUUAUGCUCACUUAUAAACAUUGGAUACAUUGGAUACUUAUUUAUCUAGGGGGUAUAUCAAAUACACAUAUAUUGAUAUGAUAAACAGCCCCGACUGAACGGUAUGGAGACUACUCAACACCCAACUUCAACCAGAGAUCGUGGUCGACACCAAUCAUUGGCUGUGAGAUCGUCGGCGUCUAGAGCCGCAUCUAGCUCAACACGCUGUCAUACCCCGCAUAGCCCUCGCACCCCGUUGUACGCCGAUACCUUCAAUAUUGACCAUCCCCCUAUUCCCAUCUCUUCAAGUCCACCAACAUCAAGCUCGGCUUCAACGACGACAGCCCAGCUAUCUUCGCCAACUCAUUCAAUAUCUAAAGGGACCGACGAUUUUCAGUAUACGCUAAGGUCGACUAGGAACGUUCCUCUCAACCCGGCAUCCGAGCAACAAUGGCCACGCACGAACCCCGACAUUGACGCCGGUGAUGAUGAUAUUGAUGGAGACCUUUCCGAUGAUGGCUCUGCCCAUCGACCAAGUAUGAGAAGCUCCACCAAGGUGUCUGCUUCUAGCUCGUCUAGGUUCUUUCGCUCUAUAGUCUACAAGUUUGGGCGCACAUUCCACAGGAAUUACUUUUUACCCCACGAUAAGCAAGAACAAGAGAGAAAAAAAGACCUCCAGCACGAAAUUAGCGUUGAAGUACACGAAGGAGAGUUACAUCUCUGCCCAGUAGUGAACCCUAGAAGAGUCCUCGAUGUUGGCACAGGAACAGGAAUAUGGGCGGUAGAUUUUGCUAAGCGACACCCGGAUAGUGAAGUACUUGGAAUAGACCUGAAUCCUGUUCCACCGCCACCAUUCAUCGUACCUAAUUGCCAAUUUGUGAUCGCCGACGUUGACGAAGAAUGGAAGUUCAACCGCCCGUUCGAUUUCAUUCAUGUGCGAAGCUUAGGUGAACCGGCCGAUAAGCAUCACAUAUUCAAGUCGAUAUACGAUAAUCUGGCGCCCGGUGGCUGGGUCGAGUUUCAGGAAUGGCUUCUCCAUGUACAGUCGCCAGAUCGUUCCCUCGAAGGCACAGCGUUCCAUAAAUGGAACAGAUUAAUAGCUGAAGGGAGGUUAUCUCUUCUCAACUCGUUACUCUACUUAGCUAUACUAACCUUUUACACAGGCACCAAAAAGCUAGGGAAAUCGCUCUUCUUUAUUUUGGACUACAAGAACUUGUUAGAGCAAGCAGGCUUCCAGAAUGUUGUGGAACUGAAGUUUGCUGUCCCCACAAAUGCGUGGGCUCCUGGAAAGCAAACCCAGAGGAUUGGAACCCUGCAGAAGACCAAUACACUGCAGGUCAUUGACAUAUAUUCGCUUAAUGUAUUUACCCAGGGUUUGGGCUGGACUAAGGAAGCGCUGGAUGCUUUGCUAGUUUCAGUGAGGAAGGACAUUGAAGACACCCGUAUCCACUCCUACUCAACAUUAAUGACGGUCUACUGCCAGAAACCUCCCUCCUCUUCUGCACCAUCAAUCGCUACGACAGGGUCAUCCUCUAAACACCAAAGACCAUCAGUAUAGUAAAUGGCUCUAGAGGGGUUACUGCACUUGUACCCGGCGUUGGAAUUUCUUGGGAAAAUUGUUAUGGGGGCAUACAUGAAGGAUAACAAGUAAGUAUCAUUGGGAAUUGAUACGAGCAUAUACCUACUGGGUAUUUACUCAAAGAAGCGCGGCGUUA
Molecule: messenger RNA, 1745 nt
Organism: Hypoxylon fragiforme
Lineage: Eukaryota; Fungi; Ascomycota; Sordariomycetes; Xylariales; Hypoxylaceae
Product: S-adenosyl-L-methionine-dependent methyltransferase
Exons: 9
Coding region: 155-1588 (477 amino acids)
Molecular function (GO): methyltransferase activity
Source: RefSeq, a predicted model, not a curated record